UUGCCACAUUCCACUCCAAAUGCAUCAGACAUUUGACUCUGAAGUGCCAAGUGGCAUCGCGUUACUUCGUUAGUGCCUUCUUCCAAGUUUGUGCUAAUUAAUAGUAAAACUAAGGCAAGAAUGGAAACACCACAGAAUUCAUUGUCAGUUACAUAUUAAACAACAACGACAUGAGAAGUAUGUGGAUUCUUGCUUUGCUGACUUUAUGCCUGAAUGUGUCAUUACUUCCUCAACAAAUAGAGGGAGUUCGGUCCAAGCGCUUUUUAAUCUUUCCACGACAAGCACCCACAAGACAUCAGUUCAUUGCUGGCAUUGGAAUUCCCGCUGAUUUGACCUAUGAAUCUCUAACGGUGGGUCAUGUCCUUAAAGCCAUGUUCUACUUGCCCUACAAUGCAACAGUUUAUCGAGAAAAUCCUUAUCUACCUGAGUACAGACGAAAUUCAACAUUAAACAAUAACACAGAUGAGCGCAAAUUCUAUGAAAAGCCAUCAAAUAUUCGAUGGCAGAUAUACGAGUACAUAGAGCACAUCUUGAACGGUUAUGGUUGCAAUGGACACCAAUGCCUCCUAAAGGCAAUUUGUGAAGCGAAUUCAGUUAAGUUUUCCAAGGAUUUCAGUGUUGUGGCAGAGUUAAUGCAUUUGUUGCUAAGCCCUUCUUCUACCUUAAACGACAACGAAGAUGAAUCAAAAUCCCGAGUUUAUAUAGCCGCCGAAGAAGCUGCAGCAGAUGCUAAAGGUGCUGACUGUGAAAUGUUUGAUUGCAAGAUUAGUCUAUUAGAUUGGAUUUCUCGGGUGAUGCAGCUUGAGUAUUGAAAGCACAUUGAAAUAUUGUAACAAAUAAACAUUUAUUUUCCUUUUUUACCAUUAAA
This is a messenger RNA of Drosophila willistoni, 868 nucleotides long. RefSeq lists its product as uncharacterized. Bases 171 to 812 code for a protein of 213 amino acids. Lineage: Eukaryota; Metazoa; Arthropoda; Insecta; Diptera; Drosophilidae. The record is from RefSeq and is a predicted model, not a curated record. The transcript has 4 exons.